Alosa alosa (allis shad) is the source of this 1118-nucleotide messenger RNA. Its product is annotated as lamin tail domain-containing protein 1-like. Gene Ontology annotation, cellular component: nuclear envelope; cytoplasm. Bases 16 to 1011 code for a protein of 331 amino acids. The transcript has 9 exons. NCBI's taxonomy places the organism in Eukaryota, Metazoa, Chordata, Actinopteri, Clupeiformes, Clupeidae. The record is from RefSeq and is a predicted model, not a curated record.
AGAGUCUGCAGGUGCAUGUCAGAUGGCAUGCCUGAGAAGCCAGCAGAGGCAUGUAGGAACUCUUUCAAGGACAUGGCUUCUCCUCCAACAUUCAGCGUGGGCAGUAUGAGGAGGCCACUGACAACUGUGGAUACCCAUGCAAGACGCCAUCCCAGAAGGCUGGCACUGGCUCAGCGGCCAGUAACAGCCCUAAGCCUUUCCAGAAGCACCUGCUCCAUGGAUAUCUGGGACAUUUUCUACAACAGGUUCAAUGAGAAAGGUCCCCCCGCUAAGACUGAGAAAGCAAGGAGGCCAGCUACUGCCAAACAACAUGUCUGGGAAUACUCCAGUACGACAGGUCAUAUGAAAAUCAUGGAGGUCCAGGCUCAGGGACAUUUUGUGAGGCUUGGGAACUGCUCCCAGACAGAGCAGGACAUCGGAGGGUAUUACCUGCAGCAGAGCAUUAAGGGACAGCCUGUCAACUGCUUCCUCUUCCCACCGAGAACAUUCAUUCAACCUGGAGCCUCAAUCACUGUUUGGUCAGAACAUUGCAGACCUUGUGCACAUUCUUUUAAUGAUCAUGUGUGGACUGGACUAUCGCAAAUUGGAUCAAGCCCUGAAUACACCACUAUCUUGUGUACGACAAAUGGUCAAGCAGUGGCAUGGUACAGGCCAGCUCGGUGCUCCAUGUUGAGAACAUGCCAAGCUUGGGAGGAACCUGAGAGAAAACCACAGAGCAGGGCUGGCCACUCUCUAUCAAGAGGAGAUAGUAAGAGGGCCACACCACAAGACAUAGCAAAGCAAGAACCUCAUCUCAAACACUCAGACCCGCCACCCUUCCUACGCCUGCGAAGGAAAACAGAUGCGAAAAGAGUCUCUCAAAGCCCGUGGGCCCAAAGCCCCUCCUCCAUCACUCACCCCUGCUGCAUCAGCGUCUGGCCUCAGGCACAUACCAAAACAAACAUACCAAUGCAGGAGCCAAGACGCUCACAAAAAAAGGUGAAUUUACCAAGGCAUGCAGAGAAGGGGUAGUUGGACCCCUUUGAGUGGAGCAGUGGUGCAACUUAAACCUUAAAGCCACGUAAACAGCAUAUCUAGAUUAUUUCACAUAUCUAACAAUAAAGAUUGUGUUUAAUGUA